AUGUCUUCGUCCGGCGCUGCUGACUUCGCCGCUGCUGCCGUCGACGCCGCCCUUCGGGCGGAUGCCUCGGCAGCUGACGCCGAGGUGCUCGAUUGGGCACCGCCGUCGUCUUUGGCGGCUUCGACCACGCUGUUGGGAGGUGGGGCGCCCGACCCCUUGUCGGGCGAGGAGGAAGAGGAGAUCGUCACCGGCUUCGUCUUGCCCACGUCGGGCUCUUUCGCCGCCACAGGCGGCCUCGACAUGGGCGUCCAGACCGAGGCCCAUGUCUUCAUUUCGAAUUUUGCGGCUGGAGCGACCGAUGGUGAGCUCGCCGCCGCGGUUGGGGCCUUGUCCUCGGGCGACCUCGCCCGCCCCAUGGCCGCUUGCACGGCCGCCCAACCGGCUGCUGGGCCAGCCACGCCGGCAAUUACGUCGCCAUCGUCUUCGUCCGGGAUUUUGCCACCAGCGACGACGACGUUGUCGCCUACGCCAUCGCCCUUGCCGCCCCCUUCGGCAUCCUCGACUGCCCCAGCGGGCGAUGGGCCUGUGGCGGCUUGGCUCGCCCCGUCCGGGGCUCAGUCGUCGGUGGUUCCCGGCCCGUCUGCCGCAGAGGCCAGGCAGUACUGGACCGACCAGGAGGCGAUGCAUCAGGUCGCGGAGCCUGCGGCGGCGGCCAACAUCGCCGUCCCUGAUGAUGACGACGCCGACCUGGAGGGCGAGUCCUGGCUGGACGCCUACCUCGCCGGCUUCUCGGGCGCUUUGCCCAAGGCCCCGCCCGACACGACUCUGCCUAUGCCCUUUGGGGCGUUUUGCCCGGCGGGCGCCACGGUGCGGUGGCCUACGGCAAAGGGGCUGACGCCCCCGCCUCCUCCGCCUCCUUCUUCGUCGCUUACCACGUCGGCAUCUUCCGUGGUCGCACCGGCCGAGCCAGUGGUCGCCAAGCCGAUGAAGAAGCCGCCGCCUCCCGAGCUGGUCGGGCAGGGGGAGGCUCCCAAGGUCAAGCCCUUCGCCAAGGCGCCGCCCCCCCCGCUUGUGGUGGAGCCUGACACGGGGGCGGGCGACCAGGAGGCUCCACAGCGCCAGCCGUCCGGGCUGUUUGGAUCGGCUUCGCCUUCCUCGGGGCCCCCGCCUGUCAAAAAGGCGCCCGUCCCGCCACCGGCGGCGGCGCCAGCCGUGGAGGAGCCGACGCCCUACGAGCGGCAGCGUAGGGCGAUCGAUCAAGAGAACGCCCUCCGAAUGGGGCCCAUGGGCUUCGACGUCUCCUACGACGAGAUGCUGCAGCUCCGCAUCCAGCGCGAGCUGCAGGAGAUGUCCACACCGCCGCCCCCGGCCAAGCCGGCAGGGCAACAGCCGCCGGAGGUGAUCGUCCCGCAGUGGGGGGCGGACCCGGAGCGAGACCAUCCGCCAAGCGCCUCCGCGGGCGUCCCGCCACCGGCCGCUGCUUCAUCGUCUACGCCGUCGAAGGCUUCCUCGUCUUUUCCGGCGCCGGCGGCGGCUUCGCCUGGGGCGUCCUCGGCCUGCGCGGGCGUGCCGCCCAGUGAGACGCCCAGGGUCUCCGGCCGCGGCGGCUAUGGGACCAAAAACCGGUCCCUCCAUCGCCAAGACGGCACGCCUCUCACGGUCAAGGAGAGGUGGGAUCGCUACCGGCAGCCGAAGAACCGCCCUGGGGCGGACUUUUUCGACUCAAAGCUGCCGCUGGGCCUUGUGGGGGAGGAGAAGAGGCCGUGGCAGCCUAAGUCCGUCAUCGCCAUUUGCGACGGGCUCGAAGCCGUCAAGUGUCAAGAGGACAUCGAGUCCUACAUCGCCUGGUGGGACUGCCGGGCGAGGGGCAGAAAUGCGAACUUUCUCGCCCUGGUAUCCUACUGGGAUUCCAUGGCGAUGCGCCUCGCCAUGGACCUCCGCCAGAUCGAAGAGGCGGUGACCGUGGCGCCGUCCCGCCCAGAAGGGCGGACCAAGGGCAGGCCACAGCCCACCCAGACGAACCCCGACGCCGACGACUCCUGGGUGGAGCCCCCGCCCAAGCGCAUCCGCCCCGGCCGCAAGGGCAAGAAUGGGGCCAAGGGCGGCAAGAAAGGCGCCAAGGGCGGCCGCCAGCAGGAACCCAAGGGCCAAGGGCGGCAAGGGGGCCAAACAGAGUCAAUGGUACACUCCGGGUCGGACGGCUGGGCCUCCCAUUCCUGGUCCGCCUCGUCCUGGGAGCAGCCCGACGCCGCCAAGGGUCAGAAUCAGCGCAGGGCGAUGGGCCGCCCCACAGGGCGGAAAGAAGUG
Messenger RNA from Symbiodinium sp. CCMP2592, 2247 nucleotides. NCBI's taxonomy places the organism in Eukaryota, Dinophyceae, Suessiales, Symbiodiniaceae. The record is from the annotation of a GenBank genome assembly.